Molecule: messenger RNA, 1669 nt
Organism: Pecten maximus
Lineage: Eukaryota; Metazoa; Mollusca; Bivalvia; Pectinida; Pectinidae
Exons: 5
Coding region: 359-1264 (301 amino acids)
Source: RefSeq, a predicted model, not a curated record
GAGGGUAUGAAUUUCAUGCUAGGGAUGUACAAGGUGUGCAUUCAUACUCGCAGAUACAAUAUACCUGACUUUAUCCUGGAUUACUGUAGUACCGUAUGUUGUAGCAGUUAGUCUUUGCUAAGGAAGACAGAAAGUGUUUGUUUCAUCUGGCUCAGAUCAGAUCGAUGAAUCAGUACUUCGAACAUUCUAGGAUAUCUGGAUAUCGAAUUCUUGGAGGAAAACAUAUGUUGCUGUAAAUAUACUUAAUCAUGAAGUGACCAAACAAGUUCAGGUGAAAAUUGAUUGCAAUAGUAACGCAUCUGUUCAAAGGAAACGGCCAUUCAACAGGUUAGCCUACCUGUACUAUAAAAAUAAUAAUAUGAAACGUAAAGAAACAUAUAUAAUGAUAACUACAUAUCAUGUGCUGAAGUUAAUUGUAUGUAUUUGGUUAUUGAUGGAAAUAAACAGAAGAAAGAAAAGCCGAAGGAAGACUAUGUCUCAAUCAAAUAAAUAUAAUAUCCAAUAUUUACGUUAUUACCUGGGACAUUCAUGUAGUAAAUAUAUUAAACAAUAUAGAAAAUUGUCACAAUUUCUUGAUAGAGGUAUUGUGCCUUAUAUAAGACUAGUACAUGUAUAUAUCGUGCAACUUCCUCCGCGACUCCAUGUUAACAAUCAAAUUCAACGACAUGAUGGAGAAACUGUGUUUCCUCGUCUCAUAUGGGCCUAUCAGACAGGAGAAGGGCUUAAAAUCGACGUUCCUGCCGAUUUACAAUACCAAAACAAUCCUUUCACGGCCAUUCGUGUUCGAGUUCGUAAUCCCGUCGGGAACACCACAGAAGUAGGAACGAGAGAUGACAACAGGGAUGGUGCGGUAAACUUAAAUGGUGCGGAUAACAGGGAGGCUGUUAGUGAGAGGAGGAAUACGGAUUACAGGGAUGCUACGGAAGAUUUGAACGGCGAGGAAGCAUGUUCGGCGAAUCUAUUUGGUGGUAUUGAUCGGUUAGGAAGACAGAGGAGAGGGAUGAUAUUAGUCGAAGUAUGCUAUCGUGGAUCAAACCUCCAUAUCCUAGUGAGAAAGGGCACACCUGUCUCGGAGUUUAUCCGUUCUAGAGAAUUUGGAAGAAAGGUAUUUGAUAAAUGGAAUAUCCCGGAGGAUCACCUGAACAAUAUGAUAUUGAGACAUGGCGACCAAGUUAUUGAGACACUCGAGAUUGACUGCACUCUGCGUCUAACUACAGGCCAUUUGGACCUCUUUAUCCAACAGUAUCAACGUACUAAUAACUGACAUAUUAUUUACUAUUAAAUCUAUUAUUAAUUUUUUACUUAUUUAUUUAUUUAUUUAUUUGUGUAUAUAGUUAUUAUUGACCUUUUCUCUUCUCUGUUAUACUUUCUCUUCAAUAAAUUAUUUUCUCUAUUAUAAGCAAAACUUUCCUCUCAACUAUGAUCUUUCUUUUCCUCCAUUAAUUGAUAAUAAGCAUUCCAUUUUACUAUAUCGUUAAAUAAUUAGAAAUACAACUAUACCACUUAAAUUAUUUAUAAUAUUUAUAACGGAAGUACGGAAAGGACCUGUAUAGGCUUAGCCUGUUGCCAAUCCACUUUAUAUCUAAAAUCUAUCUCUAUUAUGAAAUAUUGUAUGUAAAUUAAUUCAAAUGCUUGAUUGAAUAAAAUAUUUUGAAAUGGAAUGUAUGAA